Messenger RNA from Pocillopora damicornis (cauliflower coral), 2017 nucleotides. RefSeq names its product trace amine-associated receptor 13c. The record is from RefSeq and is a predicted model, not a curated record. Gene Ontology annotation, molecular function: G protein-coupled receptor activity. Gene Ontology annotation, cellular component: plasma membrane. Lineage: Eukaryota; Metazoa; Cnidaria; Anthozoa; Scleractinia; Pocilloporidae. Gene Ontology annotation, biological process: G protein-coupled receptor signaling pathway.
AGUGGAACUGUUUGAAACUUUUUUGGUCCACAAAGCUGAACGAAGUCAACCGAUAUGACUCCUCUUCAGUUGGAAUCCACCUUAGAAUGCAUGAAUGGAAAUCUGCCGUCGUGGAUCCAGCCAACAAACGGAAUGAGAGAGAAAGAGAGGAAAUAAUCAAAAUACUAUCACAGGGAAAAUCAUUAAAUUGCGAGCGUUGUGAGGAGUCGCAGCCAUUUAAUACGCGAAGGUCUAUAGACUGAAGCUUUUGUUGCAACAAAGGGAAUAACUUCACCGUGCUUCAGUUACGAAGAUUUUGUUUUAUUUUUCACAGUGCAAGCCUCCCUCUGUCUUGAGUGAACCCAAAGCUUACAAGCUCACUUCAGAUAACGAAGUGAAUCGUUUUCAUCGUUUUGUUCAAAGUCAGCAAGAAAUUACAUAUCGGUCAAUAGCAUCAAUAAGUGUGGGUCAUCGAUGGCUUUUCCCUCUGAGGCUGAAGGCAUCGUUUGGUGCAGUAUUUUUACAUUAGCAUCCGCCUUGAUUGUCAUUGGAAAUCUAUUGACUAUUAUCCUCUUUACAGCAAACAAAAGACUUCGUAAGAAAAGUUUGGUUCUUGUCAUCAACAUGGCGGUUGCUGAUCUGAUGUUGGGAGCUGUAUCUCUACCCCUUUACAUUUACUUGGUUGGUAUAUCCGAUUAUCAGCUUUGGACUGAAACUCUGGACCUGAAUGUUCCCUUUUUAAUCGCUGAUAUCCUUGCAACGAAAGCGUCAUUAAUAUCUGCAACCUUCAUUUCUUGUGAGAGGUUUUACGCUAUAUAUUGGCCGUUUAAACACCGAACAUUAACGACUCGAACAUACUAUAUUGUAAUUUUCAUAGUCUGGACUUUAGCUCUCCUUAAUACUUGCAUAUUUCAAAUGUCCAGCCUGCGAAAACUUUUUCCCUAUAUUUUGUUGUCACUCGGUUCGACCUCAGCGAUUAUCAUAUGCGGUUGUAACAUCGCUAUCUGGAGAAAGUUUCAACUUCAAGGAAUUGUCGCAGGCUUGCAACAUCAAAACAGGGACUUACAAAAUAAACGCCUGACAAAGAUUCUAUUGUUUGUUUCUGUCCUUGCAUUACUAUGUUGGCUUCCUUAUAUUAUUGUUACCAGUUUAAUUUUACUAUUAGAUUCCAACUUUAUGAUGUCGUGGAGAUGUCUUGUUAUAAUCGACUUUGUUAAUUAUGCCAACGCAUUUGUAAAUCCAGCUGUGUAUACACUGAGAAUACCACAGUUUCGACAAGCUUUAUCUCGGUGCUGUUUGGUCAAGCGAGCUGUGGUGAACAGCGAAAAUUCUGCAACUGGCCAGGGGGAUGAAGCGUCCUCAAGGGCGCCGAUAUCACUUAUAACGUUACAAACUGAGCCUGGACGUGACCUGCAACCACUGAAGAAUGAGGAAAUUAUGGAAACCAAAGUGUGAUCAACCAAAAAUUAAAAACAGAGUUAAAAUGUGCAAGAGAAUAUAAGCUAUAUAUUCUCUUUAAAUAAGUCAUUUUAAAAUUGCCUCAGUGCUUUGUAAUCUAACCGUGUGCAUGAGUUCUUAAGAGAUCAGAGAAAGGCUUAUCUAGAGAAUCUGACCAUGAUUAACAAACCUCAUUUUAUUUUGUGCCUUUUUUUCGUAAGGUGAAUUUAAUUCACGGAAAAAAUAGUGGAGUAGCAUACUCAUUUUAAAGAGCCAGCUUUUUCGAUUGCUGAUCGAGCUCGUUGGUAUACUGGCGCUUCUAAGAACUUUGGCUACUAGCAGCUGCCUAUGCUGAGUAAGGCCCGCAGUUAUUUCGGGUCAGCGUCAACUCUUACAGAGAUUAUCAUCUCUUAUCAUGUGAAUCAUAAAGAUUCGCGAAUGGAGAAGGAAUCAAAACUUAACUAUAGCACGCUCCUAUGACUUAUAAAAUAUAAAUCUCACAUGGCUUUUUCAAUCCUUGUUAUGUUUCUUGAUUAGGGCUUUUAUACUUCGUAGUGAAAAUCAGUGAGAUAUUUUCAAUUGCCUAAGUAAUCAACGAACA